Messenger RNA from Loxodonta africana (African savanna elephant), 2192 nucleotides. RefSeq names its product WASH complex subunit 1 (gene WASHC1). Gene Ontology annotation, cellular component: recycling endosome; early endosome; WASH complex. Gene Ontology annotation, molecular function: actin binding; alpha-tubulin binding; gamma-tubulin binding. The record is from RefSeq and is a predicted model, not a curated record. Gene Ontology annotation, biological process: Arp2/3 complex-mediated actin nucleation; retrograde transport, endosome to Golgi; endocytic recycling. The transcript has 11 exons. NCBI's taxonomy places the organism in Eukaryota, Metazoa, Chordata, Mammalia, Proboscidea, Elephantidae. The coding region runs from base 406 to 1818 and encodes 470 amino acids.
GAGCCAAGGCUGGCGGACAGCCCUGGUCUGAGCCAGAGGGGGAGGCGGUGAGGGGACACAGGCACCGGGAAGAGGGUCUGCAGACCCGGGGGUACGGGUCGGGAGUAGCCGGGAAGGGCGAGGACUAAGAGCGGCCUGGCGCUCGGAAUACAAGAGAUAGGUGCUGUGAGGGCUGUCAGAGGCUCCGAGUGUGGAUUCUGCGCAGAGGUCCGCGACUCGGCUGCGAUCACUGCGCAGAAAUCGGGAGACGCCAGCGAGAGCCUGGAGAGGCGGAGGUCGGAGAAGCCGGGAGUUCCGCGCCCAGCCGGGGUAGCCGGCGGCGCUAGGACGCGGGAGGCACCGGCAGAGCGGAAGCGCCGCGGCGGGCGGCUCGCAGGCGGCCGGGGGCGGCGGCGCGCAGGCACCAUGACUCCCGUGAGGACCCAGCACUCCUUGGCGGGCCAGACCUACACAGUGCCUCUCAUCCAGCCGGACCUGCGGCGAGAGGAGGCCAUCCAGCAAGUGGCAGAUGCCCUGCAGUACCUACAGAAGGUCUCUGGAGACAUCUUUAGCAGGAUCUCCCAGCGGGUAGAACUGAGCCGAAGCCAGCUUCAGGCCAUUGGAGAGAGGGUCUCCUUGGCCCAGGCCAAAAUCGAGAAGAUCAAGGGCAGCAAGAAGGCCAUCAAGGUGUUCUCCAGUGCUAAAUACCCAGCCCCAGAGCACCUGCGGGAGUACAGCUCCAUCUUCACAGGAGCCCAGGACCCCAGCCUCCAGAGACGUCCCCGGCACAGGAUCCAGAGCAAGCACCGGCCCCUGGAUGAGCGGGCUCUGCAGGAGAAGCUGAAGUACUUCCCUGUGUGUGUGAACACCAAGCCAGAGCCUGAGGAUGAGGCCGAGGAGGGGCUGGGGGGUCUUCCCAGCAACAUCAGCUCCGUCAGCUCCUUGCUGCUCUUCAACACCACUGAGAACCUGUACAAAAAAUAUGUCUUUCUGGACCCCCUGGCUGGAGCUGUAACAAAGACCCAUGUGAUGCUGGGGGCAGAGACGGAGGAGAAGCUAUUUGAUGCCCCUCUGUCCAUAAGCAAGAGAGAGCACCUGGAGCAACAGGUUCUAGAGAACUACUUCUAUGUGCCUGACCUGGGCCAAGUACCCGAGAUCGACGUGCCGUGCUACCUGCCCGACCUGCCGGGCAUCGCCGAUGACCUCAUGUACAGUGCCGAUCUGGGCCCCGGCAUUGCUCCCUCGGCCCCCGGCACCAUCCCAGAACUACCCACCUUCCACACAGACCUGACCGGGCCUCUCAAGCCAGACCUAGAAGGUGGGGUGUUAACAGCACCCCCGCCCCCUCCACCUCCACCACCACCUCCCCCAGUGCUGGUCAGCGCUCCCCCACCGCCGCCACCACCCCAGACUGUGGCCCCUCCAGGCCAGGGCGCCAGGGAGGACAAUGGCAGCAGCAGCGUGUCCCCGUCAGCUGCAGUCCAGGGAGCCCCCAAGGAAGUGGUUGACCCCUCCAGUGGCCGGGCCACACUGCUGGAGUCCAUCCGCCAGGCUGGGGGCAUCGGCAAGGCCAAGCUCCGCAGCGUCAAGGAGCGGAAGCUGGAGAAGAAAAAGCAGAAGGAGCAGGAGCAAGUGAGAGCCACAAGCCAGGGUGGGGACCUGAUGUCGGAUCUCUUUAACAAGCUGGUCAUGAGGCGCAAAGGUAUCUCAGGGAAAGGACCUGGGACAGGGGCCAGUGAGGGGCCAGGAGGAGCCUUCGCCAGGAUGUCAGACUCCAUCCCACCACUGCCUCCCCCGCAGCAGCCACCAGGAGAGGAUGAGGAUGACUGGGAAUCCUAGGAGGCUCAGCCAUUCCUUCCUCCUUUCUGAGAUGCAAACAGCCAGGUGGCUCCUGGGCCUGCGUGUUCUGUCAGCACAUGCCGCCCUGGGAGGGAAGAGAACCUGGAGGACUGUCCCAGGUCUAUCUGUGCCUGGACCCUCUUCCAGGAGCAGGGAGGCUGGCUUCUGUGACCAGACAGCUGAGGAGGGGGCUCGGCCUCCUUAGUCACCUCAGAGCUGGGGCUGGGGGGUGCAGUCAGUAUCUGCCUGUGGCCUACUGGUGUUCCUGCUCUACCGGCCCCUUCACCAGAGUGCGCAUCUCCUCCCAAAAGACACUUAGAGAUACGCGGUAACAUGCAUCAAUAAAGAAGUCCAAUGUAAGAACUGAGUAUAAA